Molecule: messenger RNA, 1828 nt
Organism: Anguilla anguilla (European eel)
Lineage: Eukaryota; Metazoa; Chordata; Actinopteri; Anguilliformes; Anguillidae
Product: zinc finger protein 501-like
Exons: 2
Coding region: 26-1462 (478 amino acids)
Biological process (GO): regulation of transcription by RNA polymerase II
Cellular component (GO): nucleus
Molecular function (GO): RNA polymerase II cis-regulatory region sequence-specific DNA binding; DNA-binding transcription activator activity, RNA polymerase II-specific
Source: RefSeq, a predicted model, not a curated record
CAUUGCGUGUCUGGCUCGUUCCAAAAUGGAGCACAGGGGCGGAGUGCCCGCCAUAACAGCCGGCGACAUCAAAGUGGAGGCGGACGAAUGGAGGCCGUUUCGCUUGGACGGUGCCGGCGAAUGUGGCGGCAGCGGCGAGAAGGCGGGCUGUGCGGCUCGCCGGCUUCGCCCAAUCAAAGCCGAGGCCGGCCGGGCGGACGAUUCCGCGCGCGGGACGCGCCGCCGGGCCGCGGUGAAACCGGAGGCAGCCGAACCGGCCGACCGCGUGAAGCCUGAGAGGGGCCGGGCAGUGCAUCCUGGGAAACUGAGUCCGUGCGACCCGGCGGGACGGAAGUGGCUCUGCCUGCAGUGCAACCGGACCUUCAGCAAGGAGAGGUUUCUGAAGACGCACUGGAAAGUUCACCUGGGAACGAGAUUUCUGGCGAAAAGGAAACCGCACACUUGCGGCGAAUGCAAGAAGAGCUUCACGCGUCUGGGGAACCUGACGGCGCACAAGCGGCUCCACGCGGGCGACAGGCCUUACCCCUGCGGGGAGUGCGACAAGCGUUUCAGUCGGCUGGGAAACCUAAAAACCCAUCAGCGAGUUCACAAGGGCGAGAGACCGUACCGGUGCGUGGAGUGCGGAAGGCUCUUCAGCAACUUGGCACGCAUGAAGGAACACAAGAGAAUACAUACGGGAGAAAAACCGCACACUUGCGCCGCGUGCGGCAAGAGUUUCAGACUUCCGGCACUGUUAAAGGAGCAUGAGCGGAUACACACGGGGGAGAAACCCCACUCUUGCCGUGACUGUGGGAAGUGCUUCAGGCAGCGGACGACUCUGAAACAGCACCGGCGGAUUCAUUCGGGAGAGAAACCGCUCGCUUGCGGCGAGUGUGGGAAGCGUUUCCGGCAGUCGGGAAGCUUACAGAAUCACCGGACGACCCACAAGCUGGAGAAACCGCACCCCUGCGCGGACUGUGGGAAAAGCUUUAGUCGCGCUGGGAGCUUAAAGGAACACCGACGAGUGCACACGGGGGAGAAACCGUACUUCUGUUCUGAAUGUGGAAACAGUUUCAGCCAUUCGGGACACCUGAAACAGCAUCAGCUGAUGCACACGGGAGAGAAACCGUACUCUUGCUCCGAAUGCGGAAGCAGCUUCAGAAAACUAGAGUACUUGAAAGAGCACAACAGACUUCACACGGGAGAGAAACCGUACACCUGCUCUGCGUGCGGGAAGAGUUUCAGGGUGUCGAAGAAGUACAAGGAGCACCAGCGCAUUCACUCCGGGGAAAAACCGUACAGUUGCAAAGACUGCGGGAGGAGCUUCAGGCGGCUGGGACCAAUGAAAGAUCACCAGCAGAUGCACACGGGAGAGAGACCGCACCGCUGCGCCGACUGUGGGCGGGGUUUCAGGCUAGCCCGGAGCCUGAGGCGACACCAGCAGGUUCACGCCAAGCAGCGCAAGCCUCGUUCUGGCGACUAGGUCAGUCCUGAGACGACGAGGCCUCGUACCCGGUGCGCGGUGAAGACGCCCUGCAGCGUGUGCGCGGUGAAGACGCCCUGCAGCGUGUGCGCGGUGAAGACGCCCUGCAGCUUGUGCGAGGUGAAGAUGCCCUGCAGCGUGUGCGCGGUGAAGACGCCCUGCAGCGUGUGCGCGGUGCAGACGCUGCUCCUGCUAGCUGUGUGUGGAGCGGCUGGGCUCACACAGCGCUGUAGUGCUUGUGUGUGUCCUUACGAGUGCAUUUCUGCUCAGCUCAGAUGUGCCUGGAGCCUGAGAGACUUUCAUUCAUUUAGAUGCUGGUAGGUCCAGGAGAAUUUUCAAGAGAAUUGUCAUUUACCACCGUGUAAA